UCACGUGCUUUGCUCCUCCGGAAACAGACGUGGCCGGCUUCUUUGGGCGUGUGAUGAUUGGUCGUUGCCGGCCGUUUCGGACGGGCUCCCGCUGCAGAGAAUGAAGCGGAGAAAGCUGGAGCCCCGCAGGGGGGCUGCGCUUGUGCCCCUCUUGCUAUGGGGGCUCCUGGAAGCGAAGACGGCGGCGGCGGGCGGAGGCAGCCGGUCCCUCCCGCAGUUUAGCGACGACGUGCCUUUCCGAGUACACUGGCCGGGCAGAGAAUUCAUCCUGCCUACUGCUGGUGUUCUAUACAAAGAAGAUUAUUACAUCAUUAUGACAACAGCAGAUAAAGAAAAAUACAAGUGCAUUCUUCCAGUAUUAGCUAACGGAGAUGAGGAGGAGGACAAGGAUUAUAAAGGGCCAAGCCCAGCUGAACUGUUGGAACCUCUGUUCAAGCAAAGUAGUUGCUCUUAUAGAAUUGAAUCAUACUGGACUUAUGAAGUUUGUCAUGGUAAACACAUUCGUCAGUAUCACGAAGAGAAAGAAACUGGACAGAAAAUAAAUAUUCAAGAAUAUUAUCUUGGAAAUACGCCGAGAAAGAGCCCACCACUAGAUCCAGAUCAAGAAGAAAAUGAAAUUGAAAAAGAUACAGCAAAAGAGAUUCCGACAAAAAAUAUAGAAGGGCAGAUGACUCCAUAUUUUCCUAUAAGAAUGGGAAAUGGCACACCUUGUAGCCUGAGACAAAACCUUCCCAGAUCAAGCACAGUGAUGUACGUCUGCCAUCCAGAAGCAAAGCACGAGAUACUUUCUGUGGCUGAAGUCACUACUUGUGAAUAUGAAGUAGUUAUUUUGACUCCGUUGUUAUGCAGCCAUCCUAAAUAUAGAUUCAGAGCUUCCCCGGUGAAUGACAUAUUUUGCCAGUCACUGCCAGGAUCUCCACUUAAACCUCAUAAAUUGGAACAUCUAGAGCAGCAGCAAGAAAUGAUGAAGAUGCCAUUUAGAAGAGCCAAAGAGGAAGAAAUCAGUUCAGCAAAAGAAGAAAAAUUUUCCUCCUUCCACAAACCGGUUGCUGUUGGGACAUCUCAGCUUUUAACAGUUGGAACAACACACAUCUCCAAACUGACAGAUGAGCAGCUCAUUAAAGAAUUUCUUAGUGGGUCUUAUUGCUUCCAUGGGGGUGUUGGCUGGUGGAGAUAUGAAUUCUGUUAUGGCAAGUACGUGCAUCAGUAUCACAAGGAUAAAGAAAAUGGCAAAACAACUAUAGUUGUGGGGACAUGGAACAAAGAGGAACACCUUGAAUGGGCACAAAAAAAUGUGGCUAGAACAUAUCACCAGAAAGACGAUGACCUGCAAACAGUCAAGAUGGUGUCUCACUACUAUGGCAAUGGAGAUGUUUGUGACUUAACUGACAAACCUCGACAAGUGACUGUGAGAUUGAAGUGCAAAGAAUCUGACUCUCCUCAUGCAGUAACUAUAUAUAUGGUGGAGCCUCAUUCCUGCCAAUAUAUUCUUGGGGUAGAGUCACCAGUUAUCUGUAAAAUUCUGGAUACGGCAGACGAGUAUGGACUGCUUUCCGUGCCAAGUUAAUGACAUGGUAAAUUAUUGGACAUUCAGAAUCACAAAGCUGAAGGAAGAAAAGUACACCUGCAGUUCUCCUUGUGAACCAAGGGUGAAAAGAAGUACAGAAUCAGAGGAAUUCACCAGUAGACAUACAGAAAGAAAAAAAACUAUUGUGAAUUAUUUUGUGAAUAUUAUAUGUAUAUAAGAGACUAUGAUAAACUUUUAAAAAAUUAAAAUCUAAUCUUGGACACUUUCAUUUACUCUAAUACAGAAUGGAGUCUCUUUUAAUAUUUACUUUUUCAUGUUAUGAAAGAUGAAAAUAAGAUUCUGUUUUGAUAAUAUAUCAAAAUACUGUUAAAUUUCUCCUUAGUUCAAGGAGAGCAGCAACCUAGAACUAAGGAGAAAUUUCCUUAA
This is a messenger RNA of Thamnophis elegans (Western terrestrial garter snake), 1954 nucleotides long. RefSeq names its product endoplasmic reticulum lectin 1 (gene ERLEC1). Bases 101 to 1567 code for a protein of 488 amino acids. The record is from RefSeq and is a predicted model, not a curated record. Gene Ontology annotation, cellular component: endoplasmic reticulum lumen. The transcript is spliced from 14 exons. Gene Ontology annotation, biological process: endoplasmic reticulum unfolded protein response; retrograde protein transport, ER to cytosol. Lineage: Eukaryota; Metazoa; Chordata; Lepidosauria; Squamata; Natricidae.